Molecule: messenger RNA, 2781 nt
Organism: Aplosporella prunicola CBS 121167
Lineage: Eukaryota; Fungi; Ascomycota; Dothideomycetes; Botryosphaeriales; Aplosporellaceae
Exons: 2
Coding region: 1-2781 (926 amino acids)
Biological process (GO): protein deubiquitination
Cellular component (GO): cytosol; nucleus
Molecular function (GO): cysteine-type endopeptidase activity; cysteine-type deubiquitinase activity
Source: RefSeq, a predicted model, not a curated record
AUGCCAGCGCCACUCGUCUUCGCCCUUGGCACCCCGUCCACCACCGUGGUCGAGGAUGAUGGCAGCGCGGAUGCGGCCGAGAAGGAGCGGAUCAAAGCGAGCGUGUUCGCGGCCAAGAACGAGGUUCUGCGCAAAAUCUUUGGCUUCGACGGCGCCGGCAUGCUCAAGGCUGUGGCUGGCGACAGGACGCUGAGGGGAGUCGGGAAGCUUCUGAAAGGCAGCCGGGAUGAUACGCCGCCGGGACUGGGCAACUGGGACAACUCUUGCUAUCAGAAUUGUGUGAUACAGGGUCUGGCGUCUUUGCGCAGCCUUGAUGGCUUCCUCACAAAGGGGAUGUCUACGUUUGAUAGCUUGACUGAUGAUUCCACGCAUGGCGCUCUGUUGGACAUCUCCCAGAAACUCAACGACCCGGGCAACCAUGGCCGGCAUCUCUGGACUCCCGCAAAGUUGAAGAGCAUGAGUAGUUGGCAGCAACAGGAUGCGCAGGAAUACUUCUCAAAGAUCCUCGAUGAGAUUGACAAGGAGAUCUCGCGAGCUGAGAAGCAAUCGCGCAAGCUCGCUGGACUGGAAGAUCUUCCCUUCUCGCAUGAAAACACACAAAGCAAUGUCCAAAUGUUCCGGAAGUCCCCCUCUACCUCAUUCCCGGAGACGCUGCGCAAUCCGCUGGAAGGACUCCUCGCACAACGAGUUGGCUGCAUGAGCUGUGGCUUCACUGAAGGUUUAUCCAUGAUUCCUUUCAACUGCCUCACUGUACCUCUCCAGAACUUGUGGGGAUAUGGAUGCGAAAUCCGUGACUGUCUGCAUGAAUACACCAAGCUCGAGCCCAUCGAAGGUGUUGAAUGCGCCAAAUGUACCCUGCUGCGGACAAAAGACAACAUGGAGCGCCUUCUUAGCAACGGAGAUGGAUCUGAACAGCCCGAAGCUUUGCGCGAGUCGCUUAAAUCUCGCCUCGAUACCGUCCGCCAGGCUCUGGAAGAUGAGGACUUUGCCGACAAUACUGUCAUCAAGAGAUGCCAAAUUCCGCGGAAGAAUUGGACCAGCAGCACCAAGUCCAGGCAAGCCGUUAUCGGCCGCCCGCCGAAAUCUCUUGUUAUUCACGUUAACCGGAGCGUCUUUGAUGAGAUGACCGGUGCUAUGAGCAAAAACUAUGCUAGCGUCAAGUUCCCAGAAGUUUUGGACCUUGGUCCCUGGGCUCUGGGCAGUGGAGAUGGGGAAGAGAUGAGGGGAUGGCCCACGAAUCCUACCGAGUCUAUGAUUGCUCCUCCCUCGUCAGCUCCUUGUGGUUCUUCGCCAGUGCUCCCCUACGAGUUGAGGUCUGUGGUCACUCACUACGGAAGGCAUGAGAAUGGUCAUUACAUCUGCUACCGGAAGCAUCCGUACGAGGCUGAAGACCAUGAUUCUGAUAGGGGUGAAGAAGAGCCGCUGAUUAGGAAUGAGGAGACUGAGCGCUGGUGGCGUUUGAGCGAUGAGGAUGUUUCGAGGGUUUCCAAGGAAGACGUUCUUGCACAGGGCGGCGUCUUCAUGUUGUUUUACGAGGCUAUGGAGGUCCCGCGAGCAGCUGAGCCUGACAGGCGGACAUCGACCGCAACGAUCAAGGCCGUGGUGCCUACACUUGCAGCCAUAGAGCCUUACUCUCCAGUUGAGGAGCAGGAUGAGGAUCCUGCCACCGCUGAUGCGUUCUACGAAGCCGAUGAUACUGUUGACCACAGUACUCCAUUGAUGGAGGAAAAGGCGUUCCGUGGUAUUUCACGUCGAACUUCGACGGCUACACUCAGAGCGGCGGCAGCGCCAUCCUCUGAGGUCGAGCAUUAUGAGGCUGUGGCAGAGCAAGAGGAUGAAGGGUCUCCCAUUGAUGAGCUAUCGCACGAAGAUGGUAUGGACCAUUUGCCUGAAGACGAUAACCUGGACGAUAGUUUGCCGGCACUAGCAGGUGCUCCCAGCAACACGAUUACACCCAAGUCAUCUUUCACGCAUGAUCCGGCAUACGCAAUCGCGAAGGCGCAAGAACCCGAAAUGCCUUCGUACAACGUCCCUCAGCCUGCCUAUGUCCACGAGGACUCGUCAGACGAAUACAACUCGGAAGAGUACAACUCGGAACCUGACGAUAACGCCGUUCUUCCAUUGCAAGAGCGUAGACACAACCGCCAGCGCAACUCCACGAUUUCGAUCUCGUCGACGAGCUCUGCCCCAUCGAACCAAAUCCCCUCGGCUCCGCUCAGUAUCUCGCCUUCAGCCGAAGACGAGCCAACGCCGUACGCAGAGCCGCCGGAAUCCGCGCUGUUCUCUCCAACAAGCACAAUCCGCCACUCGUACGCAGAUUACGGGCCGCAAACGCCAAUCAUCGAUUUCCAAGGGCCCCGCUCCCCGGUCUACACGCGCGCGAUCGAAGAGAGCAUCGAAGAGGAAGAAGACGAGCCGCGUUGGUCGACCAGCAGGAGCGAAUACGCCCCCAGCACAAUCGGCGGCUCGAUAUCCGGCUCCAUCUCUGGCUCGAUAGCCGGCUCGGUGGCCGGCAGCGAGUACGCGCCCAGCUACGCGCCGAGCAGCGCCGCGCCCAGCGAAGGCGACGCAAGCGACUACGAGGGCUACGCCGAGUCGGGGGUCGGAGAGGACGAGAGCGUGGACGGCGAGGAGACGCAGGAGGCGCCGAAGCGGUUCAGUCAGACGAUGAGGACGGCGGGCGCGGGGCCCGGCUCUGGGCAGGGCGAGGUGCGGAGUAGUCAGGACGGAGAUAGAGAGAAGAUGGGCCUGGAUGGGCUGAGGAUGGUCACGGCUUCGUGA